Molecule: messenger RNA, 1701 nt
Organism: Aspergillus campestris IBT 28561
Lineage: Eukaryota; Fungi; Ascomycota; Eurotiomycetes; Eurotiales; Aspergillaceae
Product: MFS transporter
Exons: 4
Coding region: 181-1629 (482 amino acids)
Biological process (GO): transmembrane transport
Molecular function (GO): transmembrane transporter activity
Source: RefSeq, a predicted model, not a curated record
GUGGAACAACAGUCGGAAAAGGCCUCGUCUCCGGCCCCUUCGUCCGCGGGCGCAACCAACAACGAGAAUCGCGAACUGUCCGACACAGAGCUGAUCCGCAUCGAAACCCACAAAUCCCAACAACGCGCGACUGUCGGCUCGACGACGGGCAAACCGUGUCCUCGUGAGAAAUGGCUGGUCAUGGGUGGGGGGAAGCCCAUUCCUGCGGGGAUGGAGAAGCCUGACGAUUAUAUUGUUGAGUUUGAUGGAUCGCAUGAUCCGAUACAUCCGUUCAAUUGGAAAUUGAAGAAGAAACUGACCACCGGAAUCAACAUCUCCAUCGCUACCUUCACAGCCGCAUUCACCAGCGGCAUCUUCGCCCCCGGGAUCACCGACGCGAGCCGCGAAUUCGGCGUCGGCAGGGAAGUAGGCGUGCUGGGGACAACACUCUUCGUCCUCGGAUUCGCCUCAGGGCCGCUCCUAUGGGCACCGGCGUCAGAGCUGGUCGGACGACGCUGGCCCCUCACGAUCGGCAUCUUCGGCGAGAGCAUCUUCACCAUCGCGGCAGCCGUCUCCAAGGACAUCCAGACGCUGACCAUCUGCCGAUUCUUCGCGGGGGUCUUCGGCGCCAGCCAGGUGACGGUCGUGCCGGCAGUCUUCUCUGACAUGUUCGACGACACGCACCGCGGGGUCGCCCUGAUGGUGUACUCGCUGACGGUGUUCGUGGGGCCGUUCGCAGCGCCCUUCAUCGGCGGGUUCAUCGUGGACAGCAGCCUGUCCUGGCGAUGGGUACUGUACAUUGCAUCCUUCAUGGGGUUCGCCAGCACGGCACUAUAUCUGCUCUUCGUGUCCGAGACCUAUCCACCAGCCAUCCUCAGCCAAAAGGCAGCGACGCUGCGCCGACAGACGCACAUCUGGGCGAUCCACGCGAAGCAGGACGAGGUGGAGAUCGACGUGCGCGAGCUCAUCCACAACAACUUCACGCGGCCGCUGCGCAUGCUCGUCCAGGAGCCCAUCCUGCUCUUCGUGUCGCUGUACAUGUCGUUCAUCUACGGGAUUGUCUACGCCUUGCUGGAAGCCUACCCGUACGUCUUCCAACACGUCUACGGCAUGAACCAGGGCCAGGCGGGACUGACCUUCUUCGGCCUGAUCAUCGGUCUUGUUUGCUCUGUGUCGUUUAUGGUCUGGCAGCACCGAUAUUAUGUCCGGAAGUUGGUGGCGAACAACCACCGUGGGGUCCCCGAAUGGCGUCUGCCGCCUACUGUCGUCGGGGCGCCGGUGUUCACCGUGGGGCUGUUCUGGUUCGGCUGGACAGGCUUCACGCCCUCCAUCCACUGGAUGUCCCCCACAGCAUCGGGGGUGUUGAUCGGCUUUGGAUUGCUUUGCAUCUUCCAGCCGUGUUUCAACUAUCUAGUAGACACAUACUUGACACUAGUCGCCUCCACAAUCGCCGCAAAUAUGAUGCUCCGAUCCGCCAUAGCAGCAGGCUUCCCACUCUUCUCGAAGCAAAUGUUCGCCAAUCUGGGCAUACAAUGGGCGGGGACGUUACUGGGGUGCUUGGCUGCCGCUAUGGUGCCAAUUCCUGUUUUGCUUACGGUUUAUGGGCCUUGGAUACGGGGGAAGAGUAGGAUGAUUCGUCAUGGUGGUUAGAACUGAUGAUAUGGUAUGUGUGGUUAGUGGAGACUGGCUGUUGGUUUUUUUUUUUUUUUUUUUUUUUUUUUU